This is a messenger RNA of Pseudopodoces humilis (Tibetan ground-tit), 4384 nucleotides long. It is a transcript of the gene SLC7A1, whose product is annotated as solute carrier family 7 member 1. The record is from RefSeq and is a predicted model, not a curated record. Gene Ontology annotation, biological process: L-arginine import across plasma membrane; L-ornithine transmembrane transport. Lineage: Eukaryota; Metazoa; Chordata; Aves; Passeriformes; Paridae. Gene Ontology annotation, molecular function: L-arginine transmembrane transporter activity; L-ornithine transmembrane transporter activity; L-lysine transmembrane transporter activity. Gene Ontology annotation, cellular component: plasma membrane.
GGAGCCGCGGGCCGCCGCUUCCCUGCCUCGCCGCUUGCCCGGGCCCCCUGGCUGGGCCCAAACAGGAAGAUGGAGUGUCAGAAAAUUACCAAUUUCGGAAACCAGCUUCUUCGUCGGAAAAAUGUGGACUGCACUCGAGAAGACAGUCGCCUCUCGCGAUGCCUUAACACAUUUGACUUGGUGGCUCUGGGUGUAGGCAGCACUUUGGGUGCAGGUGUCUAUGUACUGGCUGGAGCUGUGGCACGGGAAAACGCAGGACCUGCCAUCGUUAUCUCCUUCUUGAUUGCCGCCUUGGCCUCAGUGCUGGCCGGACUCUGCUACGGAGAAUUCGGUGCUCGAGUUCCUAAGACGGGAUCAGCUUAUCUCUACAGCUACGUGACUGUGGGUGAGCUGUGGGCCUUCAUCACAGGGUGGAAUCUGAUCCUCUCCUAUGUUAUUGGAACCUCAAGCGUGGCCAGAGCUUGGAGCGCAACGUUUGAUGAAAUCAUAGGGCAGCACAUUGAAAAAUUUUGUAUUAAAUACAUGACGAUGGAUGCUCCUGGAGUGCUAGCAAAAUACCCAGACAUCUUUGCUGUGGUGAUAAUCAUCAUCCUGACAGGGCUUUUAGCUUUUGGUGUGAAAGAAUCUGCCCUGGUGAACAAAGUGUUCACCUGCAUCAACGUCCUUGUCCUUGGAUUUGUCAUGAUCUCCGGCUUUGUGAAAGGAUCUGUUAAAAACUGGAACCUGACCGAACAGGACGUUUACAACACCAGCCACAGCAUUUUCAAAGACAAUCAAACACAGGAAGGAAAGCUCUACGGUGUUGGAGGGUUUAUGCCCUAUGGAUGGAAAGGAGUUCUCUCAGGGGCAGCCACGUGUUUUUAUGCUUUCGUGGGAUUUGACUGUAUUGCUACUACAGGUGAGGAGGUAAAAAACCCUCAGAAGGCCAUUCCUAUUGGCAUUGUGGCAUCUCUUCUCAUCUGCUUUGUGGCUUAUUUUGGUGUGUCGGCUGCCCUGACGCUCAUGAUGCCUUACUACCAGCUGGAUACCAAUAGCCCUUUACCCAAUGCCUUUAAAUAUGUGGGUUGGGAUGGAGCCAAUUAUGCAGUGGCUGUCGGUUCCUUGUGUGCACUUUCUACGAGUCUCCUUGGCUCCAUGUUUCCGAUGCCUCGAAUAAUUUAUGCUAUGGCAGAAGAUGGACUUCUCUUUAAAUUUUUGGCUAAAGUCAAUGAGAAGAGGAAAACUCCUUUAGUUGCAACAGUGACAUCAGGAGCUACUGCAGCUGUUAUGGCCUUUCUCUUUGACUUGAAAGAUCUUGUGGACCUCAUGUCCAUUGGGACCCUCCUGGCUUACUCCUUGGUAGCAGCCUGUGUGUUGGUACUGAGGUACCAGCCUGAGCAGCCUAAUUUGGCAUACCAGAUGGCUAGGUCAACAGAGGAGACAGAUAACAAUGAGUCUGUGAGCACCAGUGAAUCGCAGGCUGGGAUUCUGCCAGAGGAAGAGGAGAAGUUUUCCAUCAAAGCCAUACUGUGUUCCACAGAUUCAGAUCCUUCCAAAUUCUCUGGUUUGGUGGUGAACGUCUCAACCUUCAUCAUUGGUUUCCUUAUUGUGGGUAUCUGUAUCCUGACUUCCCUUGAGCCAAACAUUCUGAUAAACACUGUACAGAUUAUUGCUGCCAUCCUUGUUGUCACUAUCAUCUUCAUUAUACGGAAACAGCCUGAAAGCAAAACCAAACUCUCCUUUAAGGUACCUUUUUUGCCCUUUCUUCCUGUUGGGAGUAUUUUUGUGAAUGUUUACCUCAUGAUGCAGCUAGAUGCAGGCACAUGGAUUCGGUUUGCAAUCUGGAUGCUCCUAGGCUUUAUCAUCUACUUUACCUAUGGAAUAUGGCAUAGUGUGGAAGCCAGCUAUGCAGCCUCAGCAGAAGUGGAGAGAAACACAGACACUGGCUCAGACAGCUGUAAAUGACUGUUUGGCUUAUGGGCGACUGGAAGAAUGGCUGCAGUAAAGAAACUUUGUGGUGGCGAUCCCAAACCAGAUGACACCUGUAAUCAGUUAUGCAGGAAUAAGGAAGUGGAAUGCAGGCCUCCCCAACAGUUACUGCAGCCUGCAGUUUGUUUAGCAGCACAGUUAAAAGGGACCACAAGAUAAAAAGACACAACUCUGGCAUAUUCCCAGCAGCACUGGCAGCUCAUGUGGGGCUCUUCCCUCUCUCCCUCUCCUGUUUUGUUUUUUUUUUCCCUGGUGUGUAGAAAGAGAACUGCUUCUGUGUGCAAAUGCUGCUAAGAAACCAGGCCUCACAAAUGUCCUUCUUUCAGUAGUCCCGGGAAUUACCUCCCCACAGAUACUCUACUUGAUUAUACAUGGAGCAGAUUUUGCAGUGCUACUGUCAGGCAUAGACCAGGAUCCAUCCUUCACCUUAUAUGAGCUGUACCCUCUGUAUACAAACAGAAAAAAACAAAAGGUUCUCACCAAACACUAUAUUUCACCAGGCUAACAAAGCACCUGCAAGAUUUGCCUUCUUUAAAGUAUGUCUUACCUUUUUUGUUUUAUUUAACUGGGUUUUUUAGCUACAUGCUCACGUGCUUUAAAGCACGUCACUGCUGUGAAACAUUGGCAAGGUUUGUGGUCGCUGAUUGUCAGGUGAGUGAUUGCUUGCCAGCACACAGGUAACAUCAGCGGGUGAUUCUCCCAACUGUAUGCUCCACAGAGGAAUUUCCAACUUUAGUCAGGAAACCAUGUGGUGCAAGUACUGCAAAGGCUUGAAAACAACAGGUGUCUCCAAAGAGCAGUUCUGCCUCUUUGCCUCAGAAAUCACCAGUGGUGUGGCUGUAGUGGUGGGGGUGGCCAGCAGAACUGAGCUAGCUGUGACAGAAAGUGGAGCCCUCUGUUCCUCCCCCCACAUCAGUUUUGUGUGCUGGCUGCCUGGCAUUAGCAACUUUGGUUUGGCAUUGGUGGGUGGGGCACAUUCCUGCCCUGGGAAGGGAAGCACAGGAGGAUCCUCAGAGACACAAGGUUCUUACAGGAGCAAUGCAUGGUGUCUGCCCCCUGCCCAGGGGAAGCUGUGGCACUGUGUACAGGCUUCUCAGUCCUGGCAGAGCCUAGAGCCCAGAAAACACCAUUAAGCUCUAGGGUCUGAUAUGCUGAGGGGAGCUUUCCCUUUGGGGCUGGGGAUCGUCUCCAGAGCCUGCCUGUAGUGAAAGGUGGGAAACUUGGAGUUGAGACCAGGGUCUGUAUUUGAUUGGCAAUGCCUUGGCUUGGGCUGUAAGGUGGUUUUUUGUUUUAAUUCUCUCUAAUAGCUUUCCCUAGCCAAAUUAAUCCAUUACCCUAAAAAGGCUUAUUAAAGCACUGUGAAGGUGAGCCAUGCCCAAGUAAUGCCACUGAUCUAAAUUAACACUUCAGCUUGUACUGAAAAACAAAUCAUAGAAUUGUGGAAUGGUUUGGGUUGGAAACGGGCCUUUGAAGAUCAUUUGGUUCAGCUUACCUGACAUCAACAGGGACAUCUUUAACUAGAUCAGGUUGCUCAAAACUCUGUCUAACCUGCUCUCAAAUACUUCUGGGGUCAGAGCAUCCCAGAUAGAUGCUGCAGAAAUCCCCUUUCCCGAUGCGAGUGGAUGCUUUCCUAGGUGUCCUUCAUACUACUGCCUCUGAACACUGGACAAUCUUUAAUUUGUUUGUCAGCAUGGCUCUUGCUGAUGAAGCAACAGGCUUUUGUACCUGUAAUUGAGUUGGAGAACUGAACAAACUGAACAGACCCCUGCAUGACUUGCCCAGGGUCUCACCAGGCAUUUGAUGCAGCAGAAGGGGGAAUCAGACUAUCUCCUGGAUUACAUGGUUGGAUUUUGGACCAUUUCUUAUGUUUCCAAGAGACUUUAUAGCUUUUCUGCCUACUGAAGGUUUUUAAUCUUUUAAUUCUAGUACAUUGGGAGGCUCUUCUUGUCAGGAUUGGAAUUUGAGGAAGUGAAGGCAAUGUGUUCAUUGCUCUGAUGUGCACUUCAGGGUGUGUUGAGUGCACCUUGCCCCACAGAAUGAAGUUGUGGGCCUGCUCCAGUCGCUGCGUCUUGACCAUCCACCACGCCUUUGCUCCUUGUGCAUAUACAAAGUCUUAUUCAAGCAGGGAGAGAUGAAUAUAGAAAUUAAAAGCCAUUAAGUUGAAGUCUAUUUUGUUUAAACACAGGCAAGGUCAACACACUCCACAGCUUCCCAAAAGGCACUGUAAAUGUGGUGGGAGGGCAACAAGAUGAAAACCAAGGCAGGAUCAAAGUUUCAUAUUGUACUGAAAAUAUAAGGAUGUUUUUCCUACCUGGCUACCAGCUUCUGUUCAAUGAAAACAUGAAGCUUGUGUCCUUGCCAAAGCUUCAUCUGUGCUGUGCAAGCCUGGUGAAAAGUCUUUCAGGAGGAUGUUGUC